CUGGAUUUCAUGGGCAUCAUCUGCACACACCUGUCCCCCAAGAAACUCAUUGAGAAGUGAGUGGACUUGGCCAGGCGGCUCUGCGAGCACCAGUACGGGAACGCGCUACACGUGCGCGUCAACAGCCACGUGGCUGCGCAGUUCCCGUUCAUCCCCCUGCUGGACUAUGUCCUGCCUGAGCUGCUCAAGAACACGGUCAGGGCAACGAUGGAGUCACACCUGGACACUCCCUACAACGUCCCUGACAUUGUGGUGACAGUUGCCAACAAUGACAUUGACCUUGUCAUCUGGAUCUCAGACUGCGGUGGGGGCAUCCCACAUGAGCAGCUGGACAAAGUGACCGAGUACCACUUCAGCACGGCCGAGGGCAGCGCCCAGAACCCGCGCCUGGGGGGGCCCUUCCACGGCCUCAUUGAGCCCAACGGCCAGGCCGGGCCCAAGCACAGGUUUGGCUUCGGGCUGACAUCACGCACCUAUGCCGAGUACCUGGCGGGGUGCCUGGUGCUGCAGUCGCUGCAGGGCGUCGGCACCGACGUCUACCUGAGGCUGCGGCACAUCGACGGCAAGGCCGAGAGCUUCCGCAUCUAGGGGGGCUUGGGGGCAGCCAUUGGGGGUAAGGAGAACCCCUGGGAGGUGCACAGCAGUCAUCAGGGCUGUGCAGAGCCCCAAAAGUUGGGUUUUUGGUCACAGAAGGCCAGGAGGACCUUCCAAAGUUGGACUUUUUUGGUGGAGGUUUUCCAGUUGAAUCCCCAAAGCUGGGGCUUGGUCAUUAAAAUCAUGGAAAGAUUUCAA
Molecule: messenger RNA, 792 nt
Organism: Parus major (Great Tit)
Lineage: Eukaryota; Metazoa; Chordata; Aves; Passeriformes; Paridae
Gene: BCKDK
Product: branched chain keto acid dehydrogenase kinase
Biological process (GO): regulation of glucose metabolic process; protein phosphorylation
Cellular component (GO): mitochondrion
Molecular function (GO): pyruvate dehydrogenase (acetyl-transferring) kinase activity
Source: RefSeq, a predicted model, not a curated record